AUGGAUAUGGAUGGACAAGGGACAAGGGUCAGGGACAUGGUAUGGAGAAGACAAAGUUGGGAAGGACUUUUCCUGGUGAACAAGGGGGUCACCAUCAAAUUGACAUGGGUCGGGGAUCACGGCAGGGGUGCCAUCGGGUGGAGUGGAAAGACUAGGGUAGGGGGAGGGGUGGAAGACCUGUAG
Pyricularia oryzae 70-15 is the source of this 183-nucleotide messenger RNA. RefSeq lists its product as uncharacterized. Lineage: Eukaryota; Fungi; Ascomycota; Sordariomycetes; Magnaporthales; Pyriculariaceae. Bases 1 to 183 code for a protein of 60 amino acids. The transcript is spliced from 2 exons. The record is from RefSeq and is a predicted model, not a curated record.